Messenger RNA from Seminavis robusta, 957 nucleotides. The record is from the annotation of a GenBank genome assembly. NCBI's taxonomy places the organism in Eukaryota, Bacillariophyta, Bacillariophyceae, Naviculales, Naviculaceae.
AUGAACCGCUACUCUCAAGAUGACGACGACGAGGACUAUCGGUCUCAACAGGCGUAUAAUCCUCGCUAUGAGUCGGAACGGCAGUUCUAUGCUCGAUUUGCCAAAUUCCUGGGAGGGCUCAUGGUGUUUGUUCUCAUCAUGUUCAUGUUGCAAUGGGAGCACGAUAGUGCCCUCUUUUUGGUCGGCAUGGUCGUUCUUUUAUUGGCUUUAAUGUACAUGAUUGGAUCCAUGGUGUACACUAUUUGUGUCGUCAAUCCACGGCACAAUUUGGCCAACAUUCUCACCGAAGAAGAAUUGGGGCAGAUGGAUCAUUCCACCAGUCAUCACGAAGACGACGAGAUUCAAGAUGGCGAGGGCGUGGGACGUAUGGCCGUCUUUUCCUUUGAAGAAACACCGCCAGUCGUACGAGCAUGUCGCGAAGAUAUUCGAUAUCUCCCGGGCAAUGCCGCCAAACCGACCAAUGGAAUUUACCACAUUGUCUACAACUGUAUCUUCUUUGGAAAAUCCAUUCGAUCCGAAUCCAAAUUGCAACUACAAUUUGAGGCGGAAACCAAAAACCAUAGUGGAUGGGAAGUCCGGGGGAUUGUGGUGACUGGAACCAACCAAGGCGUUUCCAUGCAACGACCCAUUUCAGAGGGAUUCGUCAAUGGAAGAGGGGAAAUGUACUGGACAUAUGUCAGUCAUGCCAAUGAAUCCAAUGCGGGUGGAAUAUACAGAGGAAUACUCAAUUUCAGAUCCAAUACCAUGUACGAGGGAGAAUUCAAGGCGGGAGCAGCUCCAACAGGCAGAAUUGUACGGAUGGAACUGGUAGAGGAAGGAUCAUCUUUUGACAUGCCAACAACAACAUCAGCAGCAACGUCAAAUAAUGGACAUCAACAACAAAACAAUGAUGGCUGGGGAUCCACAGACAUGGAUAACGUAGUCGAAAUGGUAGAGUUUGAAAAGAGCGUGGUAUAG